Messenger RNA from Fusarium keratoplasticum, 2040 nucleotides. Its product is annotated as Rad21-Rec8-N domain-containing protein. NCBI's taxonomy places the organism in Eukaryota, Fungi, Ascomycota, Sordariomycetes, Hypocreales, Nectriaceae. The record is from RefSeq and is a predicted model, not a curated record. The transcript has 4 exons. The coding region runs from base 1 to 2040 and encodes 679 amino acids. Gene Ontology annotation, cellular component: cohesin complex; synaptonemal complex. Gene Ontology annotation, biological process: mitotic sister chromatid cohesion; replication-born double-strand break repair via sister chromatid exchange; synaptonemal complex assembly. Gene Ontology annotation, molecular function: protein binding; chromatin binding.
AUGUUCUAUAGCCACGAGAUUCUCAGCAACACCCAGUAUGGGGUUGCUACCAUCUGGCUAGUGGCCACGGUCGGCAACACGAAUCAGAAGGUGACCAGAAAGGCCAUCCAAGAGGUCGACGUCCCCAAGGCAUGCGAGACCAUCAUCCAUCCCGGAGCCCCUCUGGCUCUGCGUCUUCAAGGCAAUCUCCUCUAUGGCGUCUCUCGCGUGUUUGCUCAGCAGUGUCGUUACGUUCUUUCAGACGCCGAGAAGACCCAGGCCGACAUGAUGACCUUCUUUCGAGUCAUGCAAACAAAUGAAACGGACCCGCGUGCAGGCAAGACCAAGCGUCACAAUAUCACUCUGCAGGACGAUCCGAACUUCGACCCUUCCAACAGCGUGCCAAACCCUGAUCUCCUCACCAGCGCCAACGACUUGGUCCUUUUUUCGAACAAGUUCUCUUCUCAGCACAAUGUCUCCCAGAUGACUCCUUUGACUCAAGUCACCGGCUCCUCAGGCAGAAAUCAUUCACUGCUGGGCUUCGACCUCCCGCAGUCCUCGCAUUCGGGAGGCAGCUACCGUCUUCCAACUGACCUCAACCAAGACUCUCCUUUUGCGAAACCCUUCAACCCGCAGGAUCCUUUGGCGGACUUCAACCCUUUCGGUGGAGAUGAGCUUGAGGGCCUCCCUGGUGUCUUCCUCAACUUCGACGCCGACGGCAACCUCGUUGGCCUUGGAGAGCCUGAGCCAGAGCUCCCGCCUCUUCCUGGGUUCGACCUUCAACCUCAGGACAACAUCGCUGGUCCUGGUCCUGAGAAGGAGCAAGUCGGUGGCGAAAACGUGGUCAUCAUGGGAGAAGAUGCGCUGCCUGAUGCGGAACCCUUUCCCAAGCGUCGCCGUGCUGAAAAGUCCACCUCCUCAGUUGUUCCAACCACCGAAUCAGUUGAGACCGAGCAGGCCCAGGCCCCCGCUCGUCGGAAAAGACGUCGCAAGCUAUGCCGCAUGGUUGAUCAGAGAGACUAUGUUCCCUCGGCAGAGGUUCGCAGCUGGUCUGUCAACUAUCUUGCCAACAUGGAGGCAAGCCGAAAGCCAAUCCCGACAACGACUGUAACUCAAGCACGAAAGAAUGCCAAGGCCUUCCUCUUCGGCAACGGCAUUGCAGGCGUUGGGAGAACUCUCGCAGGGUUCAAUCAUCCACUCGUAGAGGACUUUUCUGGCAUGUCGCUUCUGGCCCGUCUUCAGGGCAACGAGCCUGAGCAGGAAGAGGAACUCAAGUCCCAUGGACGACGUCGUGUUUCUGCCGAAGCCUUCGAAGAAAACCAGGGUGAUGAGAGACGUGUUCGCCAAAAGACGGAUGGUGGUGCUGAGAUGGGGCGCGGUCUGGGUGACGGUUUGGGUGCAAUCAUUCCCGGCGACGACAUGGCCCCUGAGAUGGGCAUGGAGGUUGUUCAAGCUCUCGAGGAUCGACACUCUUCCUCCAUGGCUCCCUGGAGUCGCCCUCCCUCUGUUGCCCCCGGUUCAUCCAUCCGAGGACACGGAAGUGUGCAGAAGAAUAUUCCUGCCCCCAGCCCUCUCCUUGGCCAUGGAAGUGCCGUUCGCUCUAUUGAACGUUGGAGCGAUCUUCCCGGUCUGCCUUAUGGUUCUGAUGACUUCCCACAGCUUCACUCUCAGAACGAUUCCAUCGGGCACGACGGUUUUCUGGAUGGCCUGGAUAUCCCUGCUGGCAACGACACACAGAACACUACACAGGGUCUCGACAAUUCUGCCCUUGAUUUUCUCGGCUAUGCUACAGUUCAAGCCCAGGCCAAGGGCUAUACCCGCUCUCGUGAUCGGGUCGACCGCCGCUGGAUCAACUUUAACACCCUCACCGACGAGCUUGAGGACCCAGCCAGCGCAAGAAAGUUCAUCUCGGAGGCUUUCAUGCAUGUCCUGACCCUUGCAACCAAGAGCGCCCUCGCUGUCGAACAGGAUGGCAUCGCCCAGAAUCAACCCUUUGGCACAAUUCGCAUCGGGUUGACUCUUCCUGAGCAGGACGAUGACAUGGUUGAUGAACUGGCCUAG